Bradysia coprophila is the source of this 682-nucleotide messenger RNA. Its product is annotated as COMM domain-containing protein 8-like. NCBI's taxonomy places the organism in Eukaryota, Metazoa, Arthropoda, Insecta, Diptera, Sciaridae. The record is from RefSeq and is a predicted model, not a curated record.
GAAAUGUCAAAAUAAAAAAAAAUUGUUUACCGUCGACCCCGUCGACUGAAUAUGUUUGGAAGAUUAUUUUGAGAAUUCAAAAAAAGAGGAAAAAUGCACGAUUUCAUUUUGAACAUCGACAACAAGGAGCUACUGAUUGAAAUACUACACCAUUCCGUUGACUAUCUGAUCGGUUCCAAGCCGAAUUCCACAACCAUCAAGUCCAGCCAUAAAUUCGGUUUCGCGAAUCCCGAUGACUUUGAAUUGUCCAUAAAAUUCAUUGCAAAUAUUUACAAAAAAUUUGUGCUCAACGAAGUCACCGAAACAGAAUUGAUUUUCCAUUUCACUCAUCUCAACCAUGACUUACAACAAUCCGUCAUCGAUGUGAUCAAAGUGCGAAAGCCGGAAGUCGAAGAGUUUCUUGUCUGUGAACACAAUUCCAGACACAACAGUCUGUUAUCGUCAUUCGAUUGGGAUGUGAAGUGGAUUAUGGGCAGUAGUACGAUGGCCAAUUUGAGGAUGCAAGUAGCUACGUUGAGUGUAAAUUGUCGAAUGAAAGAAGGCCAGACGGAAACGGUAUUCUUUGAAAUGAACAGAAAGAAGUUGAAUGAUUUGAUAAGGGUACUGGAGGAGUGUGAAAAGAAGUUGAAUAUGAUAAGCACUGAGAACAUGAAUAUAUAGUUUAGACGCAUAGCACGUAAGU